This is a messenger RNA of Rhincodon typus (whale shark), 657 nucleotides long. Its product is annotated as chromobox protein homolog 7-like. The transcript is spliced from 3 exons. Gene Ontology annotation, cellular component: PRC1 complex. The record is from RefSeq and is a predicted model, not a curated record. Gene Ontology annotation, biological process: negative regulation of transcription by RNA polymerase II. Lineage: Eukaryota; Metazoa; Chordata; Chondrichthyes; Orectolobiformes; Rhincodontidae. The annotation marks the transcript as partial.
GGAGCAGCGAGACCGGGCGCUAGGACACAGGAAGCGAGGCCCCAAACCGAAGCGGUAUCUGUUGCAGCGGAUUUAUGGGAUGGAUUUGCGGAGUGCGGCCAAGCUGAAGGAAAAGGGGAAACUGCACCUGUCCCUGUCCAGACAGUUUGACGGGACUUCAGUGUCGAGCCUGGGCCAGCGGGAACAUGGGGAAAACGGGAAACGGAUCCAGUUUUCCCUCAGCCGGAAGCACAAGUUUUUCAAGCUGGCCAAGCCUGGCUGUGCUCAAGAGCCCAGUGAGAUCGCAGAGAGGCACAGGGCUAGUGAGUGCUCCGAGGAUGAUACUGGCAGGGAGCUGAGUGAAAAAUUCGCGGAUUCAGAAUUCGAGGAUGAGUUGCAGAGUGAGAGCUGUCCUGAGGCGACCGAAGGCUCCGCCUCUCCCGUCCAGACAACCGGCUCGAUUCCCACCGGCUGGCAUCCUUCCGUUCCCCUCGGCAACAUCACGGUAACCGAUGUCACGGCAAACUCCCUGACAGUGACCUUUCGGGAAGGCCAGGCCGCUGAGGGAUUCUUUAGGGACCGGAGUCUGAGCUGCUGAAAACAAACAGAUUUACAUCCGUCCUGUCAAACAUUUUGUUCAUUUUUCCUAAAAGAGAAACAAGGUUCCAUAUUUAUAAA